AUGGCAGGGCUGGGACACAAUCCUGGCGGUCUCGUGGUAUCGUGUCGUCGUGUUGCCGCAGUGUUGUUGUGCGUUCCUUUGCCAGCGCCCUCUCGAACUCCCAGAGAACCGUUGUUACUACUUUUUCCUCUUACCUGCUCGAUAUUGUGGUUUUCCUUCCCACAAUGGCCGCCCAAUGCCGCCGUGCUAGGCGCAACGCCGUGGUGUCGCGACUUCCCCUUCGCCAUGAUUACCACAAAACUGCGUCGCCGCUCCAAAUCCCUCUUUUCUUCUUCAGCAGCACCCACCUCAUCACCGUCACUCCUCCGCGCAGUCGCUGACGCGCCAUCGCGCCUCUCCAUCAACCCGUCCAUCCAGAACCCGGUGCCCGCCUCGCGCAGCUACUCCAUCGGCAACAUGCCACAGCUACGUACCGGUCAUAUCCACCAGCCACCUUUUGCCAGCGACUCGGAAAGCAAUCAAGUGCCCUCGCCCGAGUUUGGCCGCUUUCUGUAUCCCCGUCGCGCGGAAGCGACGCCAGUCCCAGACGAUUUCUACGUGAUCCCGUCCAGCCUCCGCCUGCCACCCUCCGAGCUCCGCCCACUUGAGCCACGCCUUCCCUCCAGCCUAUGCAUCUCCAGCUCCCCCCUCCACCGCGUCGCUGGAUCUGCACGCGUCAGCAGGGCCGCGCGCACGUACGACACCGCGACGCAGGUACCCGUCCAGCGAGGCUGCGCAGCCAAGCUCAAACGCCCUUCGUUCCUGCCGCGCGGCGACGUCGUGCCCACCGAGAGGCUUCUGCCCGAGCUGCUCUACAAGCGUGAUUCCGGUUCCUUCGCGAUGGGCAUCGCGCGCGGCGGACAAAGCCAAAACUGGGCGCCAGAGUUGCAGGGCCUCCUCGCGUGGGACGGCAUGCACUGGCCCUCUCCGCCUGCACCGCCUGGGAGUCCGUUCAAGGGCAGGCCAAGGACGAGGCGCAGUGGCACUGUGGAGGAGAAGCUUCCUGAGCGCAGGAAGGGGGAGACGGGAAGAGUUAAUCAGCGGGGCAAGAACGGGCGCGUUGCGCGCAGGAAGGCGAGGGGGAGGGAGACGAAGCAGGUCAGAUCCGUGGCGCGCCGGGCCUAG
Paraphaeosphaeria sporulosa is the source of this 1104-nucleotide messenger RNA. RefSeq lists its product as uncharacterized. Lineage: Eukaryota; Fungi; Ascomycota; Dothideomycetes; Pleosporales; Didymosphaeriaceae. The coding region runs from base 1 to 1104 and encodes 367 amino acids. The transcript is spliced from 4 exons. The record is from RefSeq and is a predicted model, not a curated record.